UGCAGGAGAUGACCAGAGACAACAGACACAGUACAGGAGAUGACCAGAGACUGCGGACAGCACAGGAGAUGACCAGAGACUGCGGACAGUACAGAGGAUGACUGACCAGAGACUGCGGACAGUACAGGAGAUGAGAGACUGCAGACAGUACAGAGAUGACCAGAGACCACGGAGAGUACAAAGGAUGACCAGAGAUUGUGGGCGCUCAGCUUGACAGCCAGGUGCCAACUGCGCAUGAGCGAGAAGCGCUGCGCUUUGUGAUUGGUCCAGCGGCUUCUGGGAC
This is a messenger RNA of Staurois parvus, 283 nucleotides long. The record is from the annotation of a GenBank genome assembly. Lineage: Eukaryota; Metazoa; Chordata; Amphibia; Anura; Ranidae.